Molecule: messenger RNA, 972 nt
Organism: Oncorhynchus masou masou (cherry salmon)
Lineage: Eukaryota; Metazoa; Chordata; Actinopteri; Salmoniformes; Salmonidae
Product: axoneme-associated protein mst101(2)-like
Exons: 1
Coding region: 1-972 (323 amino acids)
Source: RefSeq, a predicted model, not a curated record
AUGGAGCAGGCAGCAAGGCAGAAAGGAGCAGGCAGCAGGCAUAAAGGAGCAGGCAGCAGGCAGAAAGGAGCAGGUAGAAAGCAGCAGGCAGCAGGCAGAAAGGAGCAGGGAGCAGGCAGCAGGCAGAAAGGAGCAGGCAGCAGGCAACAGGCAGCAAGCAGCAGGCAGAAAGGAGCAGGGAGCAGGCAGCAGGCAGAAAGGAGCAGAGAGCAGGCAGCAAGCAGAAAGGAGCAGGCAGCAGGCAGAAAGGAGCAGGGAGCAGGCAGCAGGCAGAAAGGAGCAGGCAGAAAGGAGCAGGGAGAAGGCAGCAGACAACAGGCCGCAGGCAGCAGGCAGCAGGCAGAAAGGAGCAGGAAGCAGGCAGCAGGCAGAAAGGAGCAGGCAGCAAGCAGAAAGGAGCAGGCAGCAAGCAGAAAGGAGCAGGCAACAGGCAGCAGGCAGAAAGGAGCAGGCAACAGGCAGCAGGCAGAAAAGAGCAAGGAGCAGGCAGCAAGGCAGAAAGGAGCAGGCAGAAAGGAGCAGGCAGCAAGCAGCAGGCAACAGGCAGCAGGCAGAAAGGAGCAAGGAGCAGGCAGCAAGGCAGAAAGGAGCAAGCAGCAGGCAGAAAUGAGCAGGCAGCAGGCAGAAAGGAGAAGGCAGCAGGCAGAAACGAGUAGGCUGCAAGCAGAAAGGAGCAGGCAGCAAGCAGAAAGGAGCAGGGAGCAGGCAGCAGGCAGAAAGGAGCAGGCAGCAGGCAGAAAGGAGCAGGAAGCAGGCAGCAAGCAGCAGGCAACAGGCAGAAAGGAGCAGGGAGCAGGCAGCAGGCAGAAAGGAGCAGGGAGCAGGCAGCAAGCAGCAGGCAACAGACAGCAGGCAGAAGGAGCAGGGAGCAGGCAGAAAGGAGCAGGCAGAAAGGAGCAUGCAGCAUGGAGCAGGCAGCAAGGCAGAAAGGAGCAGGUAGCAGGCAUAAAGGAGCAGGCAGCAGGCAGGUAG